Echinococcus granulosus is the source of this 1173-nucleotide messenger RNA. Its product is annotated as Protein DDI1. The record is from RefSeq and is a predicted model, not a curated record. Gene Ontology annotation, biological process: proteolysis. Gene Ontology annotation, molecular function: protein binding; aspartic-type endopeptidase activity. The transcript is spliced from 6 exons. NCBI's taxonomy places the organism in Eukaryota, Metazoa, Platyhelminthes, Cestoda, Cyclophyllidea, Taeniidae. Bases 1 to 1173 code for a protein of 390 amino acids.
AUGAGGCUUUCUUUGGUUCUUCCCGAUGGGCGUCUUGUAUCGUUUGAUACUCCCAGUGAAACACUUAUGAGUAGUCUCCGACUGAUGGUUUCUAUUGAAGCGGGAGUGCCAGAGUCGAAAAUAGUGCUGUUGAAGAAUGAUCAACGUCUGGCCAUUGAAUCAAGCAACACAGUUAAUGAUUGUAACCUCCAUGAUAAUGACCUCCUCUCUGUACAGUUCGGCGAAUCAGUGUCAUCCGUCAAUAACCCCUUACCAGGCUCUGCAGUCGCCUUUCCCGGUUCUUCAACAUCACCCAACCCCUUGGCUAGUGUCUCCGCUGUGGAAACCGUUCGACAGUCUUUCUUACGUCUUCCAGACCAACAGUUGGCUAGGAUUUGUGAACAGGAUCCUCGAUUCUAUGAGGCCUUGCAGGACUCAGAUGCAUUUUGGCGUUAUUCUCAAACAAUUAGGCCUCCGGGAACUGAUUUUGAUUUGACAGCUGCUGAUCCGUUGGAUCCCGAGGUACAGCGGCAAAUCGAGAGACUUAUCAGACAGCAGAACAUCGAUCGCGAAAUGGAGUCAGCAAUGGAGCACUACCCAGAGACUUUUGGUGCCGUCACGAUGCUCUAUGUGGCCUGUGAAGUGAACGGUUUCCCUAUGAAGGCUUUUGUCGAUUCUGGCGCUCAAACAACUCUCAUGAGCCUCUCCUGUGCUCGCAGUUGCAACCUCGAGCACCUGAUCGAUAAGCGCUUCCAGGGUAUGGCCUAUGGUGUUGGCACCCAAAAAAUUAUCGGCCGAAUUCACCAGGCACAACUCAAACUCGGUGGUACAGCGGUUCCUACAUCAUUCAUUGUGCUGGAGGAGCAGCAAAUGGACAUUAUGAUAGGGCUGGACAUGCUGAAGCGGCACAGAUGCUGUAUUAAUCUCGCCGAGAAUGUCCUUACUGUGGGCGAUCACACUAAUGUGCCCUUUCUUCCCGAAUCCGAGCUGCCGGCCUUUGCUAAACCCUCCAACUUCGGCCUUGUCUCUCAAGUAACCUCCAGCUCUGAUGAGGCCUUCACAGAAGAGCAACUCUCGAAGGUGCGUCUAUUGACGAGUCAGAACGUGCCACGAGAACGCGCAAUUGCCCUCCUCCAGGCAACCGACUGGGAUCCUGACAUGGCUCUGGUGCAGUACAUGAGCAGUCUCCCCUAG